UUCGUCACUGAAACCAUACCAAACCUACUUCCCCUAAUUGCAAUUUGGAAACCCUAAAAACACACUCUCUCUGUGACCCAUAAUUAUUUAUGAAACUUAUUUUUUUUUUUUUUUUUGAUUAGGAGAUGCACCAUUGAUUCUAUAUAUCUAAUGGCGUCUGCAGCUACUAGUACAUUGGUUUCCUUGUUUUAGAUUUUUUUAAUGGGUUUUCUUGUUUUAGUUUACUGUAGUUUUUUGAAAAUAGAAAGUUUAGUUUAGAAUUUUGACCUGUGAUCAGAUCACAUAUAUGUUGUAACUGUCCAUUCUCCCAUAUUUCUUCUUACUGUUGAAUUGCUGCCUACAACUUUUAGGGAAUUAAGAAGAUUUUUUCUUAUAAAGUAGCAACUGGCAACCUCGGCAAAAUACCCGAUUGUUUAAAAACCCAUCAGAUGCACGAGCAUCACUGUUAGAUCAUCAAUCAACCAAUGGACAAAGAGAGACCCUAAAGUUGACGUGCAACUCUUAUGGCAAUGUAGGCUUUGCAGAUGGAUUGGAUGGCUACUAUUACUGCUAGAAUUGUGGGGAAGACAUCAUAGAAACUGGUGUGGUAGAUGAGGACUUCAUGGCUACAGGUGCUGGUACGGGUACUGCCCUUUACCAGACUAGGCACACACGCCAUGUUGCUAAAUCCGGACCAGCGAGCUAAUUUGUCCCCCUUUCACAACAGUCAACUCUCUGGUUCCCACUGUCUGAAGUACCAAAAUCCACCACAAAUGAAGAUUACCAUGCUCUUUGUCCUUAGAAAAUUUAUAAGGUUAAGAGAGAAGAGGUUUAUUUUGAGGAUGGUGUUGGACCCACGGAGCCUGAGGAUUUCGGUUUGGCUUCAAAUCUAGGAGAGAUUCAGGCAGGUUAGGAGGAUUAUCAUUUUGAGGUAAGGAUGAAGUAUGUCACGGGGGUGCAGUUGAUGAUUCGAUUAGAAUGUGAGGCUUUGGUGGAAAAGUUUAAUCUUUGCCCUUUAAUAUGGGCGGGUGGCUGGGUCAAUAUGGUUGAGAUUUCUUGCAUCAAUGGGAGUUCUCCAUGAAGACCGGGCUGAUAAAGCUAUUAAUGAAUCUGAGAGUCAAAAACACAGUAUAACAAAUUUUCACAGCUUCUUGAGAAUCAGAAGAUUUUAAACCUUGUGCUAAAUAUAGACAAGAGCCUCACAACUUAUAUGGUCAGAGAACAGUAAUGACAUGGUAUAGGUUGUUGAGACAGAAGAUACCAUUAUCUUGUUCUCUAGUCAUAGCAUUUUUAGCAUGUCAUGUUGCAAGGGAAGCAGUUUUGCCAACAGACAUAGUGAAUUGGUCAAUUGAAGGAAAACUUCCCAUAUUUUGCUGCUUUUGUUGAAAUUGAAAAGCCAUAUGGGCAGCCUUCAGUUGCCUGUUCUAUAAGUACUAGUCAUAUGUUCAGACCUGCUAAAGCUGUUCCUGUACAAAAGUUGUAAUCAUUGGCUGUAACCAUUGAUGAGUCUAUAGGUUUAAAUUUACCUCCAAUAAACUUCUGUGCCAUUACCUGUCGGUAUCUCAAAAAGUUAAAUCUCUUCCUAUGGAGAAGAUUCUUCCUUAUGCAUUCCGAAUACAAGAAUGGUCAAUGCCUCCAGAUUUGUGGUUAUCAACAAAUGAGCAAGGGAAAGGACCUGUCCGGUCGAAAUAUCUCCUGUUCAGCAUCUAUCCCUGGAGGAAAAUUGGAUCCUGAGUUUCAUUUCCAAAGGAGAGAUAUUGAAGAAGAUUCAGUUUCUCCAUCCAACACCUUUGAUGAUUCAGGUGCACAAUCAAAUAAGAGUCUAUCACAGUUUAAGGAACCUGGAUUGGACACUGAAGAGCUUCUCUAUAAUCUGGAAGCUAGAUAUGAUGAUAUCUUUGACAGCUAUGAGUAUUCCAAGGACUUACCAACAUAUCUGCAGUAUUGUAAGGAUAUCGUCUUUGAUGGACUAGAACCACCACAUGAUGAUCAUGAGGAAACAAGGAUGAUUGAGCUAUUUGGAAUUUUUAUCAGGUUGAAAAGGAAUCUGAGCCUGCAGAUGACAUUGGAAUGAGAUUUGAUGGUUUUAUUAACCAAAAGAGAUCAAGGGAUGAUGGAUCUCUUAAGACUCGCUUUAAAGAAAACAAAAGAACCAGAGACAAAGGGUGGUAUAAUGGUAUGCCAGAUGAUCAUUCUGGAACCUUUCUUGUGAGUUUUGUAGUGAUGUAGUAGAAGUUGCUGGAGGUGACCCCAUUGGUAAUAUAGCAGAUGUUCCAAUUAAAUUAUCAACUUUGAAUAUAUGAAAUGAGUAAAUUCUCUUUAUAGCAGAUGUUCCAAUUGUAAUAUAGCAGUUGUGUUGGGCGAUCUUCUGGAGGGAACAAGUUGUUAAAUUAAUGAUGGUUUAUGUAAUGUAAGAAAUUUCUCAUAUAUUAGAUCAAGAGCAAUGUUAUACAUACCUAUUUUGAUAAGAAAAAGGUCAUCCAUUUAUAC
Molecule: messenger RNA, 2469 nt
Organism: Mangifera indica (mango)
Lineage: Eukaryota; Viridiplantae; Streptophyta; Magnoliopsida; Sapindales; Anacardiaceae
Exons: 5
Coding region: 1583-2053 (156 amino acids)
Biological process (GO): RNA polymerase I preinitiation complex assembly; nucleolar large rRNA transcription by RNA polymerase I
Cellular component (GO): RNA polymerase transcription factor SL1 complex; RNA polymerase I core factor complex
Molecular function (GO): RNA polymerase I core promoter sequence-specific DNA binding
Source: RefSeq, a predicted model, not a curated record